AUGCUGCACCUACGCUCGUUUACAGCAGCUGCACUCGCCCUCACCCUCGUCUUUCUCCAGGGUGCGGCUCCUACAUUGGCUGCUAUCGCAACCGCUACUGUCCCCGUAUCUAGUUUGACUCAUGACGUCGAGGGAGAUUUUUCAGUCAUUUACUACGGUAAAAAGAACGCAGAAUCUUUACUUGUGGGAAAUGACGGGAGUGCGGCAACCGGUGGAUGGAAAGCCUGGAAGCUCGUCACCGAUCCCACCACCAAUACCCUACGGGAGCAUACAACCAGUGUCCAGGGACGUACCAAGGUGAUAGGCGUGAUGUACGAUAUUGGGGAGAAGGAUAUUAUUGUUUCAAUUGCUGCCACAGACUCCGUACUGCGCGUUUACGAGGUUGCCGAUCCCGGAGAACAGCCCUCAAACCGGAAGGUCAUGUUGGGCGAUUGGUCUGCUCUCUGUCCAUGGCGCAGCCCCAAAACUGGGAAUCAGUAUUUUUAUUUGUUUGGAAAGAAGCUGGCGGUGCAAUUCAUUGUCAGGAGGGAGGGGAGCAAGUUUGAAAUUCUCGAGGACCAAAAUAAGAGGAUCAAGAAAGACCAAUUGGAAGGGACGGUCUACUUCUCAGCUGACGAUGAUAAGACUAUCUACAGCUUCACAGCCGAAGACUCGACGACGGCUCCUGAAAUUACUGUGCUUGGAAAAGUUGAGGAUGGCAUUACCGGAUUGGCCACAUACGUUACCGAAGCAUCCAUCUACUUGUUCAUUGCCAGCGAUGAUACCAUUGGCAUUUACUCACCAAAGCUUGAGCUUCGGGGAACCAUCGAACUCACCGAACUAGAGGAUAUCGAGAUUGAGGGCUUGUCAAUCGGCCAGUCGAAAAGUGCUAACUACCCUGCAGGCCUGCUUAGCUAUGUUUUGGCAUCGAAAGCACAGAAAUCGUUCGGUCUCAGCUCUUUGGAACUAGCAUUUAAGAAGUUGGACCUUGAAGUCAACGUGAAGCAUAACCCACACCCAUCGAAACAUUUUCCGAAAGGAAAUAAGCAUAACGGUUUUGAAAACCGUGAUGGCUCACUUUCUUGUUUCGCAGGAUUCGCUGGCAAGAAAUGCUUAGACUUCACUUGCAAAAGCAAUUGUUCAAACCGAGGAAAAUGCAUUGGACCUAACGUAUGUAAAUGCAAAGAUUCCUGGAGCGGACCAGAUUGUUCAUUCCUCCUCGUGGAACCGAAGUUCGAAACAGAUGCCAGCGGUGGCGAUGGAGAUGACCCCGCCAUUUGGAUCUCACCGUAUUCUGGCAAUAAGUCAAUGGUUAUAACUACGACAAAAUCCUCCGAGGGAGCGGGAUUGGCUGUAUUUAACCUCACAGGAAAUCUGCUCCAAGUGAUGAAAGCAGGACAGCCAAAUAAUGUGGACGUUAUCUACGGAAUGAAAGCUGGUCAAAAGACUAUCGAUCUCGCAUACGCAGCUUGCAGAGAAGAAAACACAUUGUGCCUCUUUGAAAUCACCCGCGAAGGCCUCUUAGCUGAAAUCCCUGGAGGCUUGCAGCCCACAAAGGACGGCUACAAGGUCUACGGUUCCUGCGCCUAUCGUUCCCCCAGUAGCGGCAAACAAUAUCUUUUCGUCAACUCCAAAUCCUCCGAAUACACUGCCAGUACGAACUGA
Messenger RNA from Histoplasma mississippiense, 1644 nucleotides. RefSeq lists its product with no specific name. The transcript is spliced from 4 exons. The record is from RefSeq and is a predicted model, not a curated record. NCBI's taxonomy places the organism in Eukaryota, Fungi, Ascomycota, Eurotiomycetes, Onygenales, Ajellomycetaceae. Gene Ontology annotation, molecular function: inositol hexakisphosphate 3-phosphatase activity. Bases 1 to 1644 code for a protein of 547 amino acids.